AUGGCACCACUCAAGAUCCUCAUCUGCGGCAGCGGCAUUGCCGGCCCGGCAACGGCCUUCUGGCUUAGUCGGAUCGGGUGCAGAGUCACAGUCAUCGAAAAGGCCACCGAGCAUCGCCACAGCGGACAGCAGAUCGACAUCAGAGGCGUGGGCGUGACAGCCAUGCGCAGAAUGGGCAUCGAGGCCGCCGUCCGCGCGUGCCUCGUCUCGGAGCAGGGCACGCUGCUCGUCGACACCACCGGCCGCCGGCGCGCCUUCUUCCCCGUCCUGGCCACGGGCACGGGGGACCAGAGCAUCACAUCCGAGUUUGAGAUUAUGCGCGGCGAUCUCUCGCGCGUCAUGUACAACGCCAACAAGGACACGACUGUCUACAGGCACGGCGUCACCGUUGAGUCGUUGGAGCAGCAGCAGCAGCCGCAGCCCGGCAACGAUGAGAGCGGCGGCGGCGGCGUGCACGUUGUCUUCUCCGACGGCGUCCAGGACACGUUCGACUUGGUGGUGGGCUGCGACGGCAUGUACUCGGCGACGCGGAAGCUGCUGCUCGGCCCCGACGCGCCCGACGCCUUCCACGGCUCGGGCGCCGCCAUCGCCUGGGCCACGGUCCCCGCCGAGCCCGCCGACACCAACCACUUCACGUGGUGCCUCGCGCCGGGCCGCCGCGUGCUCGGCUCGCGCAUGGACCGCCCCGACUGCCUGCGCGCCUACUUCAUAGCUUCCAUCGCCGGCUUACCCGCCGACCACCCCAUGCGCGCGACGCUGCGCGGCGGCAGCCCAGCAGCCCAGCGGCGGGCGUGGGCCGACCACUUCCGCGACGCCGGGUGGCACUCGGCGCGCUUCGCCCGCGACAUCGUCGCGUCGCCGCUAGCCGACGACUGGCACGCCUGCGAGAUGGGCCUGGUCAAGAUGGACGCCUGGUCGCGGGGGCGCGUCGUGCUGCUGGGCGACGCGGCGUGGUGCCCGUCGCCCGCCGGCUGGGGCACGUCGGCCGCGCUCGCCGGCGCGUACGUGCUGGCGGGGGAGAUGGCGCGGCACUGCGGGCCUGUCGGGGAUGAGCCGCGGCGCGAGGGCAUCGCGGCCGCUCUGCUGGCGUACGAGACGGCGCUGCGGCCGUUCGUCACCAAGAUCCAGAAUGCGUCGAAUGCUAGCGGCAACAUGCUGCCUAGCUCGCGGCUCGCCAUCUCGGCCAUCGAGCUCGUUGCCAGCUGGAUGCGCACCCUGCGGCUUGACAGGAUUCUAGCGCGCUUGGCUAUGAGCGGCGGCCUUGGCUGGGAACUACCGGAGUAUCCUGAGCUCAGGGCGCUGGAGACAGAGGAGAUGUGA
Molecule: messenger RNA, 1320 nt
Organism: Lasiosphaeria miniovina
Lineage: Eukaryota; Fungi; Ascomycota; Sordariomycetes; Sordariales; Lasiosphaeriaceae
Product: monooxygenase
Exons: 1
Coding region: 1-1320 (439 amino acids)
Molecular function (GO): FAD binding
Source: RefSeq, a predicted model, not a curated record